UAAGCUCUGUGCGCAGAAUCGGCUCCGGAGCCGUCGUCAGGGCCCGGGCGCUGAGGCGGCGGGUUGUUUACCGGCGCUCGACCGCCGCCACAGGAGGGAGGGAGAGGCAGGGGCAGCGGAAGCGGAGCGGGGCAGGAGGGAGGGGGACGGGACUGUUGGCUGGGAAGCAGCGGAGCGGAGGUCGGCGAGCGACGGCCGGGCGUUUUGCUGAGGCAGCGAGGAUGAUGGAGCAUCACCAGGCCUGCAGCCGCUACCGGGCGCUGCAUAAUGAGGAUGAUUCUCCAGAGACGCCUGAAGCAGUGCAGACAAAUGUUCCCACAGACUCUCCUCAGACAGUACCAUCUGAGAGAGAGGUACCACCACCGCCUUACAGCAGUGUGUCAUUGGGAGCAACUGCAUCAGCCCCAGAAGCAGACUUCCCAAGUGAUCUGAUGCCAGUGCCACCACCUUAUAGCGUUGCUACCUCCCUGCCGACUUACGAUGAAGCAGAAAAAGCAAAGGCAGCUGCAAUGGCAGCUGGGGCAGGAGAAACCGGACAAAGAGAGGAAGAUUUUCCACCAAGAGAUGACUUCAAUGAUGCUGACCAGUUGAGAGUUGGCAACGAUGGCAUUUUCAUGUUAGCAUUUUUCAUGGCAUUCCUGUUUAACUGGAUUGGCUUUUGUCUCUCAUUCUGCCUCACCAACACCAUAGCAGGCCGUUAUGGUGCAAUUUGUGGGUUUGGAUUGUCGCUGAUAAAAUGGAUCCUGAUUGUAAGGUUUUCUGAUUAUUUCAAUGGCUAUUUCAAUGGUCAGUAUUGGCUUUGGUGGAUAUUCCUUGUUCUUGGGCUGCUGCUGUUUUUCAGAGGUUUUAUCAACUACCUGAAAAUCAGAAACAUGUCUGAGAACAUGGCUGCAGCACACAGGACCAGACUUUUCUUCUUGUACUAGAGAAGUGUGCAACUGUAGAAGAUGGGAAAGGAAAUGAGGAAGAUGAAGGAAAUCCCAAAUGAUUAACCUUAUAAUUUUGUAUCUUCUAGAAUGUGGCUAAUGAGCAACUUGAACAUUCCUUCCUAAUGUGAAAUGUCCAGAUAUGCUUCAAGCUGCCAAGUUAUUUGCUUGUAAAACUACUGAAGAAUAAACAAGAUGAGUUACCACAAAAUCUAAGCAAAGUACUGAAUUGAAAGGCUCAUUAUAAAUUGAGUCAGUUUUCUGAAUUGCUUGAUGGUUGGAACUUAUCCUGUCAAAUUUGAAAUAAAAAGUGAAUAUACACAAAGCCCUUUUGAAAUAUUAACAAGUUCUAAUCUACAAACUGCUACUCAAGACCUAGUGAAGCUAUCCCUGUUCCAAGAUGUUUAUCCCAUAGAUGCUGAUAUGUUUGUAACUGGAUAUCCAAAGGGCUUUGCCUUUUGCCUACCUAGCCAUGAUUUUGGAAAAAAAGUUUUUAGAAUUAUUUAAAAUGAUUGAGACUUAAAAGCAGCUCUUUUCCUUAUUAAGCUGGUAUACUUGGGGUGGGGGGGGGAAGUUUACUGGAUUUGGACUUAGAGGUCUGUUGACUUUCUUGACAUGCCUUUAUAACACUUCCAGAGCAGGAAGUAAUUCCACAUAUUUGUAUGGUUUUAAGCUUUUGAAAUGGCUUUGCUGGUUUAUUUUCAUUAUUCACUUUUUACAAUUGACUAUUGCAUGACAUGAAACUGCUUUGCUAACACAACUAUUCUCUUAUCGGCUCAAAUGUUGCAUCAAAUUGCUAGAAAAAUGUAACUGGAACUUAAUUUUAACUUUGAGGUAAAUUGUUGCAAUAGCUUUUUACACCCUGUUAUAAACAUGCUUCAUUUGCCUGAUUUUCUUUUAAAGUUGAUCAUCAAAUCAAAUGACUUUUUUGCAAGGAUUAUUCAUUUCAAUUUAUGCUUUUUAAAAAAAAAAUUACUUGAAAGGAAGUCAUAAAGAAAGUCGAGGGUAAUUUAAGAGUAUCUGAAAUUAAUGAUGGUGAUUUGUUGAGUUUGCAAAAGAUGUAAGUGCAGAAUUCUGCACACAAAGUUUGAUGAAAAAUAAAUGCUGAUUUGAUAAUUUA
Pristis pectinata (smalltooth sawfish) is the source of this 2046-nucleotide messenger RNA. RefSeq names its product Nedd4 family interacting protein 2 (gene ndfip2). Gene Ontology annotation, biological process: metal ion transport; ubiquitin-dependent protein catabolic process; positive regulation of protein ubiquitination. The record is from RefSeq and is a predicted model, not a curated record. Lineage: Eukaryota; Metazoa; Chordata; Chondrichthyes; Rhinopristiformes; Pristidae. Gene Ontology annotation, cellular component: perinuclear region of cytoplasm; endoplasmic reticulum; Golgi apparatus. Bases 222 to 926 code for a protein of 234 amino acids. The transcript is spliced from 8 exons. Gene Ontology annotation, molecular function: WW domain binding.